Messenger RNA from Brenthis ino (lesser marbled fritillary), 6840 nucleotides. The record is from the annotation of a GenBank genome assembly. Lineage: Eukaryota; Metazoa; Arthropoda; Insecta; Lepidoptera; Nymphalidae.
AUGACGAAGAAUAGCAAGAGUCAGCGCAGAGAUGUUGAGAUAGAACUACAGGAUUUUCCUGAAGAGGAAGAACAUCGAUCAAGAUGGUCUUGUACAUACAUCAACCACAUCUUGCUUUCCCUCCCUGACGAUAGCCUAUGGAAUUCUAUGAUGUGUGUUUUAGUGUUUUCUGCUACUAUUCAUAGUUUCGUUGAUUGCAACGAUAACUUAUAUUCGUAUUGUUUCGAUUUAAUCUAUAAUAUUAUAUAUGCAGCUCAUGUCCUAAUCUUAGCAUACAGCUAUUCAGUUAAUACUGAAGAUCUUGCCGUAGACGUUUCUACUAUUUUUAUCAAGUGCCCUACUUGCGCAAAUAAAGUAUUAAAAAAGUCAUCUCUUGCAUGCGUCGAGUGCAAAAAUUAUUUCCACCUUCAAUGUGCUGGUCAUAAUGAGAGUCAAUUAUCCUCUCUGACAACUCAAUUCAAAUCAACUUGGAGAUGUCCUAUUUGUGUCAAUCAACGUAAAAAAGGUGGUAAUAGUGCAAAUGUACUUGUUCGAGGCCUAUCGCAAACUUCGCCCAGCAGUUGCACGGAAACAAAUACAGUAAAUGCUAGUCCGCAAGCUACAUGUUCGAAGUGUUUGAAUACAACAAAAUUGGAUGAAAUAACUUUAGCAUCGAUCAAAAACGAAAUAAAUAAAUCUGUCACUGAGGCAAUUCACGCUGUUCAUAACGUUCUUGAAGCUAAAUUUACUGAUCUAAUAAAUAAAGUAAGUGAUUUGACUUCAACUGUUGAGUUUUUUUCAAAUAAGUACGACGAACUGAAGAGCCGGCUGGAUUCACGGGAUAAGGAAGUCGUUGAACUGUUGACACAAAAUAGAGUUCUUGAAGAAACUGUAAAGGAUCUUGGAUUUCGAUUGUCUAGCUUAGAACAGCACUCACGCGAGUGUAAUGUCGAAAUAAAUGGCUUGCCUGAGUUUAAAUCGGAAAAUUUGGUCCAAACUGUUUUACAGAUUGGUAAAACUGUUUCUCACACCAUCAAUGAUACAGAUGUUAUGUCUUGUUUUCGAGUUGCCAAGAAAGACAAUAAUAAUAAGCGCCCCCGAGCGGCUAUCGUUAAAUUCCGAAGUCCUAGAAAUCGCGAUGCUUUUUUAACGGCAUAUUAUAAGUACAAUAGAGAAAAUCGAUUGGACAAACUCUCAACCCAGGCAAUUGGAAUUGGUGGCGAUAGAGCACCCAUCUAUUUGUCGGAACAUCUGUCACCUCCAAAUAAAAUGCUACAUGCCGCAACCAGAAAAAAAGCUAAGGAAAUUUCAUAUAAUUUUGUAUGGGUCCGCAACGGGUCAUUAAAUGAGAAGAAAAUGCGAAGCAGCGUGCUAGGAACGACAUUGAAGUACUGUUAUAUCUUCAUGGUUUUGCGUCUUACUUGGGCCAUGAUAUGGAUUAUAAUCAAUGAGUUAUCUAAGUCCAAAAUCACAAAUGGUUUAUACAAAUAUACAAAUCCUAUAGGUACUUUAAAUUACAAAUCACUAACAUCGCUCAAAAAGAAACGGGGACUGAUCCGUGUGCUGUAUGCCUGCGGAACUGAACAAAGUGAAGCACUUAGGGAAACGGAGUUGCGUCCAUCUGUCGCACCAAUAAAUAACAUUGAGCGUAUCGCCUGCCUCAUGGUGAUGCUGACGGGUUGUCUGGUUGUGACCGGGGCUGCGGUUGCUUCUCUCUCUCUCAUCAUCAGUAUCUACAUGCGUCCGGAAGAAAAUUUCCAAACAAGAUAUAGGCUAAUUAUGAAACAAAUGGAAACGUACAACAUACCACCAAGUCUUCGUGACAAAGUGGAAACAUUUUACAAGAUGUACUGGCACAAGCAACGAGCGGUAUCUGCAACGGAAUUACUAUCAAUUUUCCCACCUUCAUUGACCGCUACCAUAUACACUGAUAUAUACUUUAAAGCUACUCAAAAGUGCCGGAUUCUACGAGACUUGGAAUACCAAUUUUUAUCUGAAGUUGCCAAAAAUAUGGAGACAAUUCAUUAUAUACCAGGAGAUGCCAUAAUAAAGCGAAAUCACAGAAAGUCAUCUAUAAUAUACAUUACUUAUGGCGACGUAGAAGUUCGUAAAUCUUCAUUUUAUAAAAUUUUACUAUUAGCAGAAGAUGACAGUACAGCAACGCUCAGGUUUAUUCGCGGUACAAUCCUGUCGCCUUGUGCUGGAUGUCCAGCAGCUGGCUGUGGUAGAGCUCAUGUGGAGAUCAGGGCAGCUACCUUCUGCACUGCUCAUAUACUGAGUGUAUUGGAUUUAUGGAAGACAGUGGUAAAAUAUGGCAAAGAGAAUAGUCAGGGCACGAUAAUUCUCAAGACAUUUAAUGAGCAUUUUGAUAAAGUAAAAAGACAUUUUAACUUGCGUUUCCCUGUAGAAGCUAAGUACAAAAGCAGUAUUCUAAAUUUUAAACGCAAUUUGAUGCUUCUUAAAGAAUCAAAAGAUGAUGAGGGAAAUCUACUUCUCGCUCAAACGGAUGUUAUGAUUGAUAUUGCCGGAUGUUAUAUAAUGAGAAAUAGAGCGGAUGCAUCUCUCACGGACGAAGCGGAUGCUAUUUGUUUACGACCAACGUUCCCUUGUAUUUUGCAACCUAAAUCAUCACUUCAAGUCGCUUGGAACUUAUUUGUUACCAGCCUUAUUUUAACUGUAUGCAUUACCCAUCCCUACUACUUAGUAUACCAGAGGCAUGUCCCGAUCGAGUUCAGAUUCUAUGACUAUGUUGUAACAGUGAUAUAUAUCUUAGAUCUGGUGGUUUAUCUAUCGACAGGAGCAAAUGUUGAAGAUGGAGUUCCUAUCACAUUUGCCCAGACUUCGUCUCAACAGGCGCGUAACAAGUGGUUCGUGCUGGACGUCAUUGGCACGUUACCCAUUCUCGAGUUUAUCCAUAAUGGCCACUUUGCCGGCCUAAAUAAGCUUUUAAGACUGCCCAAGAAGGUUUCUCUAGCACAUUGGGAACUGUCUUCUGAUGAGGUAAUUACUGAGAAUAUGUCUGUUCGUUAUUUGGUACGUGGAGGCAAUCAUCCUUUACUGAUAAAGAUCAUAAUUACCCAAGGCCACCCUCAGGACAUGUCAAGACAUCUAGUGAGUAUAUUUAUGACUAUUUUGAUAAGGAAUUCAUCGAACUGGUUGCUGGUUGCUCCAAUAUUUACUACCUACGUAAAAACGGAAGAUAAUAAAGCUAUAUUGAUGGCGUCCAAUUGUACUGGUGCUAAACAUCAAGACUACGUUAAACGAUGGGACAAACUAACAAACAAACAAAAUCUUACAAGGAUAAUAUUAUUCCCAGGGUUCGAUUAUUGUAUAGUUUCCAACUACACUCACUCCCCAUACUGGGAGCAGAAACCUUUGGACGACAAAACUUUAGAAAACAGAAUAACGUUUGCACUUUACUGGGCGAUUUCUGUCAUUACAUUCACAAGUCACCUGGAGACGUGGGGCAUAGAAAAUUGGAAUAAUACCAUUUACACCAUGUUUGUUUUGGAAAUUUGCACGGUCCUAUACAUUUUUAUGGAAGCUGUAUAUUCCGCCACGAUCAUGGUGACCACAGCUCUCAGAGAAGAGUUUGACGCGUGCAUAGAAAAUGUCACCAAUUUUCUGAUCACGAACGAUGUGGAUGUCAUCCUUCGAGACCGAUUUAUCGAGUAUCUACAAUUACGCUGGUACAUUGAUAAGGCCUAUUCUAUAACAAACAAACAAACAUCCAUAUUCUACGAUCUUCCCGCGCACGUGUAUCAAGAUAUCGUGGCGAGGCAGAGAAGCAAAUAUAUACUUUGCAUACCUUUUAUGAAGUUACUCCACAAAGAAGAUUUAAAAAAUAUAUAUUCCAAGGCGAAAUUAUUCUGUACGGCACCUAAUGAAAUUCUACUGAACACAGGCGACAUGAGCAAUGAAAUGUACGUUAUUAAAAGAGGCAUAUGUGAGAUUUUAAGCCCUGAAACUAAAAAUGUGGUCGGCGUAAUGAGCGCGCGGAAUCAUUUUGGAGUUAUACAGUGCCUUUUGCGCUUGCCAGCGUUCUACACGGUGCGCGCAGUCACACAUGUCGAGAUAUUCUCUAUAUCCCGCAAGUAUUUACUGAAUGCAUUCGAUAUUCCACAAAUAAAAGAUGCUAUAGAAUUCUGCAAAGAGCAGCCACAAUACAGUCGUCUCCAAAAACUUCGAAAACCGUUCCUAUCCUACAAGCCUCCAGAACCAACGCCCAAUAUGGAGAAGUUCCGCUUACCGAAGAAACAUGAACAGGACCAUGCAUUCCUACAACCUUUCUACAAACUGGGAAUGCUUUCUGUUCUAAGAUAUAUGUUCCCGCGUUUCACCAUUCGACCUGACAGCCGCUAUUUAGUGCACUACGAGUGGGUUCGCGCGUCCUGCGCCCUGUUGUCCGCCGUCGUGUAUCCGUGCUACACGUACAUGGUGCUACAGUGGCCCUGGCUCUACUUUUUUACAUUAUUGCUUGAUUUUUCUGCCUAUUUCGAUAUAUUACAAAGAAUGUUAAUAGGUUACUAUAACGAGAAGGGCAUUCUCGUGUACCAUCCCACGAGUACUGCAGGCCACUACUUGAAAGGGGCGUUCAUGGUGGACCUGUUUGGGGUACUACCUUUAGAACGCCUUGAAUCUUCUUGGAAGAAAUCAUUAGUUCGCUUUAAUUUAACUGAGUCGCCGUGGAAUCUGCAUUUGGCUUCUUACUUCUGGGUCGUAUACGAGACUACCACCACAGGCUACAGCAGUUUUAAGCCUACAAAUUUCAACAUCAUGCGAGUCCUCAUCGCUGGCAUGAUUAUAGGCGCAAUGAUCACUACAUACUUUUCUGUGCGAAUAAUCAGUAUACGAGCUAAUGUGAACAAGGCCUUAGCGUCCUUUCAAGAGCAUAUGAAGGAUAUCGGUGCCUUUAUGAAGAGAGAAAAAUUGAACUUAGAAUUGCAAAAUCAAGUAAUGGAGUAUUAUAAGUUUAAUUGGGACAAAACUGGCGGUAUGGACUAUAGAAAUGUACUUAAACUAUGCGAUCAAAUUACUCUCAGAACAGACGCAAUUUUACAUAUAUAUGGACCAACUUUCACGAAGUGUCCAAUUCUCUACAAAUGCGAUAUAUCUCUGCUACGUAUUAUCGGACGAGCUGUUCGAAGUUGUUACUUCCUUAGGAACACCAUGGUCAUAGACGUCGACGAAGUUAUAUCUGAUAUAUACUUUGUCGAUCAAGGCAGCGUAGAGUUGGUGGAUUCAAAGCGUCUUGAUAAUAAGAUUAUUUUGACUAAAGGAAGUAUAUUCGGAAACUUAGAAGGUCCAUCAACAAUUCGCUGCCCUGUGUCAAUGACGACGUCUACACAAGUACAUUUACUGCAAAUACACUCUCAAGCUUUCUUCAGUAUCAUUAGUGACUUUCCUGCUGUUCCUAAACUGUUGACACUGUACCGUCCUUCGAAUGAGGUGAUGUUUGUAUCCAUGUUGCAAGUAAUAUCCACCAUGAUGUACAUGGUGUAUGUGGGAGAGCUGUCUAAUAUCAUUCAGUACCAGUCUUAUCGCUCAUUCUAUUUUUACUCUAGCUAUCUUCAAUUACAAGACUUCCUAAAAAAUAAUCGUGUGUCGAAAGUUUUGGUUAAAUUAGUAAACAAAUAUUCUUUGCAUCUAUGGCGCGAGACGCGCGGUCUUCAAGUGCCGUAUUUUUUGAAGACAGCACCUAAUUGCCUUAAGCUCAAAAUAAUGUCUGCUGCAUAUUUGUUCCACCUUAGAGAUCAUCAUUUAUUUAGAGGCUGCGAGCCCGCAUUUCUUCGACAGUUAGUUGUUUAUCUACAGCUACAUAUAUACGAUGAAGACAUGUUCAUUGUAAAAGAGAGAGAAAUAACUGACUCUAUGUAUAUUAUUCACGUUGGACGUGUAAUAGAGACUUCAGAGAAAUCUAGCAGAAGGAAAUCAUACCAAGCCGGAGAAUACUUUGGGGAGUUGCAAGGUACAGUUUAUGAUGUCCCGUUUGAGCACUCAUACAAAACAGCGGUCAAGUCACAAAUACUUACUUUGUCACAUAAGGAUUGGGAAGAUCUAUUGACCCAUUUCCCUAAAAGUAAGAAAAAUAUAUAUAGAUAUGUCCAAAAUGAAACUACAUCGAGUGAUGGUGAUGGAGACGACGGGAUGGAUGGGAGAAAUAAAAAUGUAAAUUUCAGCAAUACUGAUGACGUUUUAAGACCUUUUCCUAAAGAGGUGCCUACUACGACUGCCUCUCAACAUACAUCUAUUGACACAAAUUUAAGAAAGGAAUCUUCUGAACACAGUGCAACACCAGGAUCUAGUAAUAUGAGAUCCCAAUCCGUAGACAACCCUUCCAGUUGGCCACUAGAAAAGAAAAAGUCUUAUGGUAGUGAUUUUAUUGACACUCCUUUAAAAGUAGAGAAUAUUUACACGAAAUCUCGGAAAUUAAUUGAAGAGAAAGGCAGAACUUACUUAAUGGAGGUUAAAUCAUCAACUUCUCAAUAUGAAGAAAGAUCUUCUGAAAUCGAUACAAAAGAAGAAAGCACAGAAUCUCGUAGCAGUAUACAGAAGAGUGAUUUUAAAACCAAACAUGAUAUAAAAAGCGUGGAAGAUUACAUUCUAGAACAACAUGGAGACAGAAGCAGUUUGCCUAAAAGUACUCGAUCACAAUCAACUAAAUCUAGUAAAAGACGUAAGACUGCUGUCAGGUAUAAUGACAGCGAGCCUACAACUUCUGGAUUAGACUCGCACGAACUGAAACCAAGAAGAAACAUGUCUGCUGAAGAACAAAAUUUGAAUUCCUUAGAUAGUGAAAUGCAAGAAAUACAAAUACAAGAUCUGGAUAUUACAGAAAAAGAUUCUGAUAAGAACGAUUUU